Molecule: messenger RNA, 2434 nt
Organism: Dromiciops gliroides (monito del monte)
Lineage: Eukaryota; Metazoa; Chordata; Mammalia; Microbiotheria; Microbiotheriidae
Gene: CFAP410
Product: cilia and flagella associated protein 410
Exons: 6
Coding region: 394-1377 (327 amino acids)
Biological process (GO): mRNA splicing, via spliceosome; cytoskeleton organization
Cellular component (GO): U4/U6 x U5 tri-snRNP complex
Molecular function (GO): protein binding
Source: RefSeq, a predicted model, not a curated record
CCAUAGGCGGCGACUGGGGGGAGGGGGAAGGGUGCGGGGCGCGGAGAGAGAGUGGGCGAGCCCGUGGGGCCCGGCACCUCCGGGGCGGGGUCAGCAGGUGCAGGAUUCAGCCUGCCCCCAACCCUGGCUUCCCCGUCUGCCUCAGUUUCCCCCUCUGUAAAUGGGAGUCACAGUGAUAGACCGCGCCCACCCCCCGGGGUUUCUGGUCACCCUCCCACGGGGCCGGCCCUCCAGCCUCCCCGGGGUCCGUCCGGAAGCGGGGCCCAGACCUGCUCUCUCUGGCUGCCGCCAGCCUGCUGGGCUGCCUCGACAUGCCACGACAGCUACUGGGGCCCCCAGAUCGUUUUCUUACCCUUGGGGAGUUGUUUGUGCACUCCCGCUCCCCUUGUUCAGAUGGGUGGGAAUGCCCAGGAGGCACUUGGGGGGAACCCAGGACUGCAGACGAGUUUCCCCUGCGCCUUCUUUGCUUUCUGGGUGGCCCCCUCUGGGGCCGGACUUGGACCCCAUUUCUUGGUGAUGCUCUUUUGGCCGGAUUUUGAAAAACCUAGUGUUUGUCUUUCUUCUGUUCCCAGGGGUAGCCGUCUUACUGAUAUUUCCAUCUGCCAAAGCUUGCCCAGCAUCGAAGUGAUCACACUCAGUGUCAAUAGCAUCUCCAGCCUGGAGCCCGUGAGCCACUGCCUGAACCUGAGCGAGCUCUACCUGCGGAAAAACAGCAUCCCCAGUCUGGAUGAGCUCUUCUACCUCAAGGACCUGCCCCGCCUGAGGGUCUUGUGGCUGUCGGAAAACCCCUGCUGCGGGCCUGACCCCCGGCGCUACCGCAUGACCGUGCUGCGCAACCUGCCCAGUCUGCAGAAGCUGGACAACCAGAGUGUCACUGAAGAAGAGCUGUCUCAGGCCUUGAUUGAGGGUGAGGAGAUCACGGCUGCACCGGCCCGGCAAGCCUCCGAAAACGGUCAUGCCGAGCUCUCCUGUGAGCUGAGCACCGUUGACUCAUCCGCAGACAUGGAGAGCGACCUGCUCAGUGACAGCAUGGAGGAGACCAACAAAAUCCGGGAGCAGCUUGGCAUGAAGCCCCUGCCCAGGGACCGGUUUUCCUCCUUCUCCCCAAGAGCCUCAGUCAGUAGCCGAAAGAAGAGGGUGAGUGUGCCUGGGAGCACUCUCCUGUGUGCCCAGUGCGAGGACAGGCCUGUGGGAGCCCUGGGGCUCCCCACUUAUCCGGAGGCCGGACUUCUGGCAGCGCCCCCUGAAAACAACAUCCUCAAUGCUGUCCUGCUGCUUCUGAAGGAACUGGACGCUAAGGGACUGGAAGUUGUCCAGCAGACAGUCGGCCACCGCCUCCAGGCCCUUCGGAAACCAGAGCUGUCUGAAGAACGCUAAGGUUCUGGGCUGCUGUGUCCACCUGAAGGUCAUCCACUGCAGCCUGACCCCAACCGAGCUGGGAGGGGCUGGGUCUGUGCCUCUUCCUUGGACAGCUCCUUGUGGUCAGUGUGCCCCAAGGCUAUUCCCCACUUGGAUGGCCAGCACCCUAAAGGGACAAACUGUGGUGCCCAGAGAGAGGAGGCUCUGAGUCUGUCCAAGACCUUGUUUCCAGAGCUCACUCUUGUAUGUGAAUAUUGGGGAUCCAGGCCUUGGGAAAAGCUGGUCCUUUUAAAUCCAAGCUUUCCCACUGGGCGACAGGGAAGUCAUCUGGUGAUGGGAGUCUCCGAGGCCAUUGUUCCCAAGCCCAGUCUCCCAGGUAGACAGGGAUUGUUCAAAGUGUCCUUGCGUUCAGCAUGGCCCUGCCCAUCUGGUGGGGCUAGAAAGACCCACAGCGAGAGCCCAGCUUCCAGGGAGCAUUCCAGUCAUAGGGUUUCAGCUGAGCCCCUGUCUGGGCACUCAAGGAAGAAUACAGUGGCUUCUCUCUUCCUCUUCAGUCAUGUGCUAGGCUGACCGGGAGAGCAACAGCACCCUCAGAAAUGGGUCUCCAGGCUCUCUGGACAUCCAUGUGCCUGUAGGCCAUGAGGAAGGAAGAGGGACAUCAGUGCUCAGUGCCAAUUACCCUUUGUCAGAAGGUCUGAAGCUCUCAGAGCGUCGGGGGUCUUUCCUCCAGUUGAAGGGCCCCCACUGGGAGAGUCUGACCAAAGUUUGUUGCCUAAGUCUUGGGGCUUUUGGAUUGUUUCAAAUAUGGAUUCCUCACGGUUGACCCCUUCUAAGGGGGAUCCUUGUGAAUUGCUUAGCUUUGACCCUGAAUUUGAUGGGAAUGGUCAUCAAUGGUGGACCACAGAAGAGCCACGGCAGCAUCAGUGGCAUGUGGCUGUCUGUUGGAAUGGCCAGCUCUUAUGUUUUCUGGGAAAGAAUCACCUUGGAGGGGAGGGGCACACUGAUUGUCCUUUCUUUAGCCUUCCUCUAACGAUCGUCUGAAUCUUAGUAAAAUAAGCCAUUUUUCCGAACAGCA